UCAAGACUCAAGACAGACAGUGAACAGUGAAUCUGCCUCCAGCUGCAACUAUGAACUCAAUCACUGCCUUCCUAACCUGCCUGCUUGUCCUCUGUGCACAAGCACAACCAGCCAGCAGAUCUAACAAAUGCAAGUGUUACAAUUACAUUGGCAGGAUCAGCCCAAAGCUCAUCAAGGCUGAGCCGGUCAUUUACCACCCGAGUAUCUUCUGUCCACGUACAGAGAUCAUUGUUACCAUAAAAACCGAUACAAAGAAGUGCGUGAAUCCAGAGUCACCACUUGGACGACUCAUUCUUAAAAAUCAAAACAGGGACGGGAAGAACGGAGCUGUGAGCACGACGACUGCUGGUCAGAGUACUGCUUCAAGCUAAACAAGACGCCGCCUUCAAACUGGAGGACUGCACUGCAGACGUGAACCACUGCUGUUAGAAGGACUCCUUCAGCCUCACAGCAAAUACUGGAGAUGCAAUGAUCUUAAUGAUCACUUUGCUAUUUUUGUCCCCCUCAUGUAUAUAUACUGUAUAGACUUGAACUUUUACAUUUUUGAACAUAUGUUUUUUAAAUAUGAA
This is a messenger RNA of Archocentrus centrarchus (flier cichlid), 569 nucleotides long. RefSeq names its product C-X-C motif chemokine 9-like. Gene Ontology annotation, molecular function: chemokine activity. Lineage: Eukaryota; Metazoa; Chordata; Actinopteri; Cichliformes; Cichlidae. The record is from RefSeq and is a predicted model, not a curated record. Bases 51 to 371 code for a protein of 106 amino acids. The transcript has 4 exons. Gene Ontology annotation, biological process: immune response. Gene Ontology annotation, cellular component: extracellular region.